AUGACUGACAUACUUUCCCUGGAAGGAGCAGCAACACAGCGUGCUCCAUGCAGACCUGCAGCUACCGAGAAGUUUAUGAAUCCCAAAAGACUGCAGAGGGAAGAAUCCAAAGCUGCAAGGCUGCUGUAGCAGCUGGACAGAGCUGAAACCACCAGUUAUAAACCGGCUAAUCACCCAUAUAAUGCUGACUGGGAAGAAACAGCACGGGGGAUGGCAACGUAG
Molecule: messenger RNA, 222 nt
Organism: Eurypyga helias (sunbittern)
Lineage: Eukaryota; Metazoa; Chordata; Aves; Eurypygiformes; Eurypygidae
Gene: GTF2F2
Product: general transcription factor IIF, polypeptide 2, 30kDa
Source: RefSeq, a predicted model, not a curated record